This is a messenger RNA of Hemicordylus capensis (graceful crag lizard), 2253 nucleotides long. It is a transcript of the gene SNAP25, whose product is annotated as synaptosome associated protein 25. The coding region runs from base 222 to 842 and encodes 206 amino acids. Lineage: Eukaryota; Metazoa; Chordata; Lepidosauria; Squamata; Cordylidae. The transcript is spliced from 8 exons. The record is from RefSeq and is a predicted model, not a curated record. Gene Ontology annotation, molecular function: syntaxin-1 binding; SNAP receptor activity; voltage-gated potassium channel activity. Gene Ontology annotation, biological process: exocytosis; synaptic vesicle fusion to presynaptic active zone membrane; synaptic vesicle priming. Gene Ontology annotation, cellular component: synaptobrevin 2-SNAP-25-syntaxin-1a-complexin I complex; plasma membrane.
CGACGGCCAUCUUUGAUGAGGGCACAGCUCCCAUUCCAUUGAAGAAGAGGACUCGAGGAGGUCAGGAACGGCUGUUCUUACCUCCCAGCUGCAGCAGCAAACCUCAGUCUCAGAACCCUCCGCAGAGGCAACCGAACAGAACUCUUGAGGCACCGAGGCUUGCAGGCAAGGCAAAGGAAACCUCUUGACCCAAAGGCCCUGCCAACACACUCUCAGCCAAAAUGGCAGAAGAUGCUGAUAUGCGCAAUGAGCUGGAAGAAAUGCAGCAGCGUGCUGACCAGAUGACUGAUGAGUCACUCGAAAGCACACGUCGUAUGCUGCAGCUUGUUGAGGAGAGCAAAGAUGCUGGUAUCAGAACUUUGGUUAUGUUGGAUGAGCAAGGAGAACAACUGGAACGCAUCGAAGAGGGAAUGGACCAAAUCAAUAAGGACAUGAAAGAAGCAGAAAAGAAUUUGACGGACCUAGGAAAAUUCUGUGGUCUUUGUGCCUGUCCAUGUAACAAGCUUAAAUCAAGUGAUGCUUAUAAAAAAGCCUGGGGCAAUAAUCAAGAUGGGGUUGUAGCCAGCCAGCCUGCACGUGUUGUGGAUGAACGAGAACAGAUGGCCAUCAGCGGUGGAUUUAUCCGCAGGGUAACAAAUGAUGCCCGAGAAGGUGAGAUGGAUGAAAACCUGGAACAGGUCGGCGGCAUCAUUGGAAAUCUCCGUCACAUGGCCCUGGAUAUGGGCAAUGAGAUUGACACACAGAACCGCCAAAUUGACAGGAUCAUGGAGAAGGCUGUUUCCAACAAAACCAGGAUUGAUGAGGCCAAUCAACGUGCAACAAAGAUGCUGGGGAGCGGUUAAAUGCAGCAGAGUACAGAUCCUUCUUAACACUGUCCCCGAGGGCAGCACUUUCAUGCUUUUGUCAUGGUAUUUACCGACUAGGUUUGCACACAUGCACAUAUCAACCCCUCUUCUGCCCCCCUUGUAAAUGUUGUCCUGUGUAGGUUGUCAGCUUUCCAAAAAUGAUACUUGUAAAUUAUUUUUAUUUUCCAGAUCUCUUUUUUUCCAAAGGUUGUAUAUAGUACUGAUUUGAUGGCUGUCACUCAUGAUGGCAUUUGGUUGUUUGUUGGGUUUUUUUCUUUCUUUCCAUCUGUCUGUCUGUUUUGGUUGAUGGGUUUUUGGUUUUUUUUAAGAAACUUUAUUAUGUUUUGCUGAAUGACAAAAAAAAUGUAGGAAUGCUCAACGUGCUGUUAAACUUUUAACUAUACAGUAUUGUUCUUGUAAAACUGUUAACAUUCCACAGAGCUACUACCAGAAGUCUUUUCUUUGGGUGUCAUGUUGUUUAAGCACUUAAGAAUUUGGUGUUCUCUCAGUUCUCCAUUGCUGUCAUCAGUUGUUAUGAGUUCAUGAUUAGACAAUGUGGAAUUAUAUAACUUAUAACAAGCAUUGCACUAAAACAAAAAAAAAGUGACGUGAUUUAUGCAUUUAUUGCAUGAGAAAUAGACUUUUAGACUCCUUAACUUAAGUGAGACCUUUCCAUGGCAGUAGCAACAUCGACGACAAAAGAAAAUUAACAAUUCGCAUGCUCGGUAUUGGAACACUGUCAGGACUAUGUUAUACCAGCAAGUUUGCAGUAGUGCCACUUUAUUUCUUCUUGUCAAUAUAUAUAUAUAUAUAUAUAUAUAAAAAAUAUAAAUAUAUAUAGUUAUGAGCCAUGUUCAUUUCUUUUCUUUUCUUUUUUCUAAUUUUAAUUUCAAAAGAGAUGGAUUUGGCACUCACCAUUUAACCAUUGCCAGCAAAUUAAAUGUUUGGCUGAAACUAUGUCAAGGAGAAAACAAAUAAGAAAUAGGUGUAAUAUAUACCGUUUUGUCUGCUGCUUUCAAAGACUGUCUUUUUGAGGGGGGGUGGGGGAAUGGCUACCAUAUGAAAUGUUGCAGAGAAAUGUAAUUUUUAUAAGGCUCUCUCUCUCUCUUUCUAGCUGCUCUCUCUCCCCCCCUCCUUUCUCUCCCUAUGUGGUUUGUUAUUGGUACAGUUCUCUGUUGCUUACCUAGAGCUAUGCACACCAAAAUCACUGCGAUGUUUAGUAGCUGAGUUAUUAAUUAAAAAACAAAAUAAAAAAUAAAAAAUAACCUACAAGAAUGAAAUCUAGAUAAAACUGUGAGAUUAAAUAUAGUUGCCGCAUGUAAUAUGGAAUUCCUUCUGUCUCCUGUCCGUUCGUGACGUGAUUGACAUUUUGUAGCUAGUUUAAAAAUAUUAAAAAUUAUAGACCUCA